Messenger RNA from Protopolystoma xenopodis, 903 nucleotides. Lineage: Eukaryota; Metazoa; Platyhelminthes; Monogenea; Polystomatidea; Polystomatidae. The record is from the annotation of a GenBank genome assembly.
AUGGAGACGAGGUCAAAUUGCAUCUUGAGGCCUACUGUUCUGAGUGUCACUCCUUCAUUUCCUUUCCUGACUCCCCGCAUUUGUCAUGCUCUAGCAUCAGUCCCUCAGAGUCCUGUCCCUCCGGUCGCUGUGUCCACCAACAGUUCAUCAUCCAGCGCGGCCAACAUGAACUUCGACCUCGAGACACUGACUGACCGCGAGCACAGAGUUCCGCGCCAAGGCGACGACGUGACUACCAGCAACUCCGAGGACUCGAGUCGAGCCUCGGCUCCCGGCGACCAAAGACUGUCGUCCACCGAGACAGCCCGCGACGUGGGCAAAAGUGGCUCUUCUGGUGGUCGGAGCCGACGUCACACCUCCAGACUCCUCACCUGCCAUGAUCUGCCCGUCAGUCUGCACUACCGCCUCCUCCUCGAGGCCGUCGUCCAGCGCGAUUGUCCAGCAAUCACGGGUCUCGUCGCCAACUGGCCCGACGACCAUCUCGACGUCCGCCGACUGAUACCCCCCGAGGAGGUCCCCUUGGCCCCGGGAUACCUGACCCGGUCCAUCCUCGUCGGCAGCCAGACUGCCCCGGUCGGUUGUACCGGCACAUCUGCCCCCUCCACCGCCUCGCUAGCCCCCUCGACGACUUCUCGGUCCACCCGGCAACACAAUCACAACCCGGCCAAUCAGCAGCAGGUCGGCUUGACGACCGGUUGGGUCGACGGAGGUUGGGGCGUGAUUGCGCAGACUCGAAUCAGAGGACCCAGUCUGCUGGACGCCUUCAUGAUCGGACUGCUCACCAGACAACCAGCCUGCAGAAUGACGUCUAUAGACUUUACCGGUUUUGAGGAAGGUCAGCAAGACCACUUCAUUAUGGGCUCUGGGAAGUUUGGGAAAUGCAUGAUACCAUCUAAUCUUUGA